This is a messenger RNA of Sclerotinia sclerotiorum 1980 UF-70, 732 nucleotides long. RefSeq lists its product with no specific name. Bases 1 to 732 code for a protein of 243 amino acids. Lineage: Eukaryota; Fungi; Ascomycota; Leotiomycetes; Helotiales; Sclerotiniaceae. The transcript has a single exon. The record is from RefSeq and is a predicted model, not a curated record.
AUGAUGGAUGAACCAAAUGCCGACUCAAAGUUCACCAUUUUCAAUGAGCUACCUCUCGAGAUUCGGCAAAUGAUUUGGAAGGCGACCUUUCGUGGUAGAGUAGUCAAGGUCAUCUUGAAAUCUUUUUAUCAUGUUGGAAAUUUUGGAAGCAUAAGACAGAGAGACAAAGUAGUAUUUCACAACUCCGCGCCAUAUCCUCGAACUAUGUUCGGAAAUCGCGAAAGCCGAAACACUACAUUGCUCCAUUAUACAAAGCCGUGCCAGCCAAACCCCGGAAAUCCAAGACUAUUCCACCCGAAAUUGGAUUCUGUCACGGUGACCUUCUCAACUGAAUAUGACUCUAAAUGUUUAUACAACUGGGAUGAUCUAAAAAGAGUGGCAUGUUGGGAUUGUCCUGCUUUAAAGCAGACUCUUCGGACCUUGUUUCUGCCUUGCUUGGAUCUAUUUCAAACGUAUGUGAGACAAAAUGAUGAUUUGACACAGGAGUUCUUGGAAUCUUACGACGUGUUCGGCUUUCGAAACCUGGAGCAUUUGAUCAUCUUUGAAGAAGGAAAGGAAGUGGUGCCUCUUGAUGGCCAACGUCGUGUUGACUACGAGGGGGUGAAAUUGCUUUUCGAAAAGGGGUUUCGGAGAAGAAAUUUGAAAGACAAGAGGCACAAGAUUCCAAAAUUCAUUCUCUAUCUUGAUCAGAUCGACCUUCCGCCGGGUUUUCAAGACAAGUUCAAUAGAUAA